GCGCCGAGUCGGGGCCCAGUCCGGGAGCUGCGGACCGCGGCCUUUCCUCAGCGCCGCCCCACGCAGCACUCUGGCCUCUUCGUCGGACUCGGAGCCCGGUGGAGCGUCUCCGCCGCCGCCGCCGCCCAGGAAGAAGCAGCGAGUGUCCGCCAGCGGGCCCGGGCCCCGCCGCCGCCGCACCGUCAUCGCCAUGCAGCAGGCGGCCUCCGGCUCGGCCUCAGCCCCGGCCCCGGCCCCCAGUACCAACGGGGCCCAGCCCGGCUCCCCGCCCGCUGCCAACGGCCAGCUGCCGCACCUAGCCCUCGGCCUGCAGCCCGAGUGCCCGGCCGGACCCGACUCCCACGGCGCCGCCGCAGGCCGCAAGAAGAAGCGGCUGUCCCGGGCGGACGAGGACGUGAUCCGGCUGAUCGGGCAGCACCUGCGGGGCCUCGGAUUCAACCAGACAGUGGAACAGCUGAUGCAGGAGACGGGCUGCAGCUUGGAGCAUCCGUCAGCCACCAAGUUCCGCAACCACGUCACCGAAGGAGACUGGGAGAAGGCCGAAGCUGACCUUACCGAGCUCAAGUCCUUGGUGCACUUGCCCCAGGCUAUUGUGCGCAUGAAGUUCCUGCUGCUGGAGCAGAAGUACCUGGAGUUCCUGGACGACGGCAAGGUGCUGGAAGCCUUGCAGGUGCUGCGCUUCGAGCUGACGCCAUUGAAGUACAACACGGAACGGAUACACGCUCUGAGCGGGUACCUGAUGUGCAGUGACGCGAAUGACCUCCGAGCCAAGGCGGAGUGGGAGGGCAAGGGCAGUGCUUCACGAACCAAACUCCUGGACAAGCUUCACACAUACCUCCCGCCCUCUGUGAUGCUGCCCCCCCGCCGCCUACAGACGCUACUCAGGCAGGCCGUGGAGCUACAGAGGGACCGCUGUCUCUACCACAACACCAAAGCCGACACCAACUUGGACUCCGUCUCGCUGCUGAUGGACCACGCCUGCAGCAGUGCUGUGUUCUGCUCCCACAGGAAGCAGUUUCCUUGCUAUACCCGCCAGAUCCUGACUGAGCACUGCAACGAGGUGUGGUUCUGCAAGUUCUCCAACGACAGCACAAAGCUGGCAACGGGAUCCAAAGACAACGCCGUCAUCAUCUGGCAGGUGGACCCAGCCACGCACCAGCUGAAAUUACUCAAGACUUUAGAAGGCCACACAUACGGGGUGUCGUACCUGGUGUGGAGUCCAGAUGACACUUACUUGAUCGCCUGUGGCCCCGAUGAUUGUUCCGAACUCUGGCUGUGGCACGUGCAGACGGGAGAGCUGAGGACCAAGAUGAGUCAGUCGCACGAAGAUAGCCUGACGUGCGCGGCCUGGAAUCCCGACGGCAAGCGGUUUGUCACCGGAGGGCAGCGAGGGCAGUUCUACCAGUGUGACCUGGACGGCAACGUGCUGGACUCGUGGGAGGGCGUGCGCGUGCAGUGUCUGUGGUGCCUCAACGACGGCAAGACCAUUCUGGCAUCUGACACCCACCAGCGGAUACGGGGCUACAACUUCGAGGAGCUCACCGACCGCAACAUUGUGCAGGAAGACCACCCUAUCAUGUCGUUCACCGUCUCCAGAAACGGCCGGCUGGCCUUGCUCAACGUCGCCACUCAGGGGGUUCAUCUCUGGGAUCUACAGGAUCGAGUUUUACUGCAGAAGUACCAGGGCGUCACCCAAGGUUUUUAUACCAUUCACUCCUGCCUCGGCGGCACGAGUGAGGAUUUCAUAGCCAGUGGCAGUGAAGACCACAAAGUCUACAUCUGGCACCGAAAGAGUGAGCUUCCAGUAGCUGAGCUGACGGGCCACACACGUACGGUCAACUGUGUGAGCUGGAACCCGCAGAUCCCCUCCAUGCUGGCAAGCGCCUCUGACGAUGGAACCGUUCGGAUAUGGGGACCCGCACCCAGCCUCGACAGCGAGGAUCCAGAAGGGUGCAGCAGCAGCAGUGUGGCAGACAGCUGACAGCUGGCGACACCAUCCCGGUAACAUCCUCGCCACGGAGCUCGGGUACCCGGCGCCUGCUCGAUUGGGAGGCUCUCCAUCCGGCUGCCAGACAAAGAUAGCAGCAGCGUCUGCCCCUGCCCCCUCUCUCCCUCCCCACCCUCCCACCUCCCACCCUCUGAUGCCAGCUCAGGCACGCCCAGCCUCCAGGAUGCCAGCGUUGGGGCCCGGUCGGCGCUGGCGGUUUACCAGCACGCUGGCGUUGACCCGCAAAUCACUCACGUACCCGGAUGGUGCUAUCAAGGCGGGGCCAGCUCCGUUUCUUCGUGCCCAAGACCACAGCAGAGGCACGGCUGUGCUGUCCCGCCGUGGGAGGGGAGGGGGAGACUCGCCAAUCCUGGCCUGCAAAGGAAACCAGACAGGAUUGGUCAGCGUUUUCAUUUUGUUUGUCCUCUUCCCCUCUCCCCACCUGAGAGACUGGAAUUAUUUUAAACACAAAGAUAAAGGAAACAUCACAGUGCCCUCUGGAUUGUCCUGGUGCCUGUCCUGUCCAGGAUCUGAGGGGUAGUGGGCAAAGUGUGGAGCACCUCCGCUGGGUGGGCUGUGGGUGCGCCGAGAUGAGCAAGUCGAACAAACAACACGUUAGUUGCCCAUACUCGGACCAAUGCGUCCUUCCUCUUUCCGCCUACACUCACCCCACCAGCUCGUGAUCCUUGUCCAAUGCCAGCCCAGGCCUGGGGCUGAUCCAGGGGUGGGAGAGGGGGUUAGUGAGGGACUUUUAAACCCUCCUGUCUGUAUGCCAUCUGUGAUUCCACUGUCUCGUGCGUAGACCCCCUGGCGAGUGAGAUAUCCAGUACCCUUCACUCAGCCCACCAUUUUUCACCCGAGGAAUGCUGUAAACUCCUCCUCCUUCCCCUGGUCCCUGGUCCCUGGUCCCCAAGACCUGGGAGGACUUCUGUCCCUUUCGCUGUUCUCUCCCGGACAUCUGUUGGGGGGGUGGGGUGGUGGGGCUUCGCUGGUGCCUGUAUUAUCUGCUUCCACUGAUGCAGGACCCCAACUCCCCUCCUGCUGGUGCACAAGAGACCCCAGUCUUUCCCUCCCUGCCUAUCCUGUCGCGAGGAGGGACCGAUAUCCUGUGGCGGGCAAAGUUUGGGCCCAGAGGAGUGGGCCAGUAUCUACAUCAGACCCCUCCCCAGCGUGUCAAGGCAUGGGCAGCCAUGGGUCAGAGAGUGGUGGUCAGGGAACCUAGGGCCAAGGAGAGCAGCGGUGAUGUUCGCCAGGAACGCACAGCCAGAUUUGUGCCCUGUCUGGUUCGACCUUUGGGCAGGAUUCCCCUCAGUGAGUGUCGUGUAGUUGUGUGGGUGAGACAGACAUUGGCAACCACAUUCACGGUUACUGUUCUGUGACUCUCCUCUGACCGGGGUCACAAUCACUUAACUGUGUCUGUCCGGCACUGACUGGGGUCACUGUCACUGGUCCGGGACCCUCCGGCACCGACCGGCGUCACUGUCACCGGUCCGGGACCCUCCGGCACCGACCGGGGUCACUGUCACCGGUCCGGGACCCUCCGGCACCGACCGGGGUCACUGUCACCGGUCCGGGACCCUCCGGCACUCACCGGGGUCACUGGUCCGGUCCGGGACCCUCCGGCACCGACCGGGGUCACUGUCACCGGUCCAGGAACCUCCGGCACCGACCGGGGUCACUGUCACUGGUCCGGGACCCUCCGGCACCGACCGGGGUCACUGUCACCGGUCCAGGAACCUCCGGCACCGACCGGGGUCACUGUCACUGGUCCGGGACCCUCCGGCACCGACCGGGGUCACUGUCACCGGUCCGGGACCCUCCGGCACCGACCGGGGUCACUGUCACCGGUCCGGGACCCUCCGGCACCGACCGGGGUCACUGUCACUGGCCUGGGACCCUCCGGCACCGACCGGGGUCACUGUCACUGGCCUGGAACCCUCCGGCACCGACCGGCGUCACUGUCACCAGUCCGGGACCCUCCGGCACCGACCGGGGUCACUGUCACUGGCCUGGAACCCUCCGGCACCGACCGGGGUCACUGUCACCAGUCCGGGACCCUCCGGCACCGACCGGGGUCACUGUCACUGGUCCGGGACCCUCCGGCACCGACCGGGGUCACUGUCACCGGUCCGGGACCCUCCGGCACUCACCGGGGUCACUGUCACUGGCCUGGGACCCUCCAGCACCGACCGGGGUCACUGUCACCGGUCCGGGACCCUCCGGCACUCACCGGGGUCACUGGUCCGGUCCGGGACCCUCCGGCACCGACCGGGGUCACUGUCACUGGUCCGGGACCCUCCGGCACCGACCGGGGUCACUGUCACCGGUCCGGGACCCUCCGGCACUCACCGGGGUCACUGGUCCGGUCCGGGACCCUCCGGCACCGACCGGGGUCACUGUCACUGGCCUGGGACCCUCCGGCACCGACCGGGGUCACUGUCACUGGUCCGGGACCCUCCGGCACCGACCGGGGUCACUGUCACUGGCCUGGGACCCUCCGGCACCGACCGGGGUCACUGUCACCGGUCCGGGACCCUCCGGCACCGACCGGGGUCACUGUCACUGGUCCGGGACCCUCCGGCACCGACCGGGGUCACUGUCACUGGCCUGGGACCCUCCAGCACCGACCGGGGUCACUGUCAUUGGAUUCUUGCUUCCUUUUCAAGAGAAACACUUGACGGUGAUUCUGUUCACUCUGAUCCUGUGGGCUCUGCUGCCUUGGAGAUGGUAGGAAGUGUGGGAGUGGGUGGACAGUAGGGAGGGAGGGAGGGAUC
Molecule: messenger RNA, 4761 nt
Organism: Mobula hypostoma (lesser devil ray)
Lineage: Eukaryota; Metazoa; Chordata; Chondrichthyes; Myliobatiformes; Myliobatidae
Product: WD repeat-containing protein 26-like
Exons: 14
Coding region: 191-1981 (596 amino acids)
Biological process (GO): proteasome-mediated ubiquitin-dependent protein catabolic process
Cellular component (GO): GID complex
Molecular function (GO): protein binding
Source: RefSeq, a predicted model, not a curated record